Messenger RNA from Mycena indigotica, 3714 nucleotides. Its product is annotated as Elongation factor. Gene Ontology annotation, biological process: translational elongation. NCBI's taxonomy places the organism in Eukaryota, Fungi, Basidiomycota, Agaricomycetes, Agaricales, Mycenaceae. Gene Ontology annotation, cellular component: ribonucleoprotein complex; cytosol. Bases 1 to 3714 code for a protein of 1237 amino acids. The transcript is spliced from 13 exons. Gene Ontology annotation, molecular function: translation elongation factor activity; GTPase activity; GTP binding. The record is from RefSeq and is a predicted model, not a curated record.
AUGUCUUCUGCCGCUGCUCGCGCCGAAGCGCGUCGUAAAGCUAUUCUCAGUCGCGGAACUGACCGACUGGCCAAAUUGACUACAUCUUCUGGACGGACAGAGGACCUUAUGACGAAUCCUGCGCCGAGUACCAGCGAAUCAACACAAACACAAAACCAACGAUUGAGCAGCAGUAGCUUUGUUGGAGAGGAGACCAUGGGGAUGCCAACCCCGAGCCCCAGUCCGUCACCGCAAAGACCUAUUAGACAACAACAACGGACUGUUUCACGAGAGGCGAGUGUGCCUGCGCCAGACUUUGACUUGUUUGGUGGCGGAAAUGCAGGCGACCCGUCUGCGUGGUCAGCGGAGCAACAGGCCCAGCUUCUUCAGGCGCUGAUGGGUGGGGGAAUGGGCAUGGGAGGCGCUGGGAAUUCUCCGAAUUUGUUUGGGAACGGAAAUCCGUUGGCGGCACUAAUGUCCGCUGCCCAAGCCCAAAGCCAAGCUGGUCCUGGAGAGGAAAACGAUGCUGGCGGGCUCGCUGCGCUCAUGGCUAAUGCGACAAACAACGCGGCGGGGAAGAUGCCAGCUGUUGUGCCUCCAAAAACGCGUCCGCAGCGUGUCUUACCUGCGAUACACGUGCUGUCAGUCUGGGCGCUAGUGAUUUACUUUGUUUUGGUGAGGGAGCCAGCGACGCAUUUGCAUCCCGAGGUGGACGGGUCAGGGAUUGCUUGGAGGUGGAGAAGAUUGUUGGGGAACGGGAGAGAUCGAGGGGGAGUUCCGAUAGUCUGGGGGGUGCAAGUGGUGCCUUUCUUUUGGGCUUUCGUGACGUUGGAGUUGGGUCUGCAUUCUUUGCGGAUAUUUUCUGGUUUCGUAGGAUACAUUCCGUCCACCAACACUACUCGCACUUGUGCUUCCAAGCCUGCCUGCGCCAAUACCCUCGGUCAUAGUACACGGAAUGAAAUAUUUCCAAAUGGGGUCGAUGUUCUUGGACGAUCUCGCUGCUGUGGUCGUCGCGCUAGGGCUGGUUAUUUGGUUAGCUACAUGGCUUGCAGCGUAGUCCGAAAUCAUAUUUGCGCUUCCCUUCUCCCGGCAACGAUCCCGAGAUUUGUCACGCUGGGUCUUGCACAGUCAUCAAAAAGUGUGACGUCUUUCGGUAACGACCAUCGAGACCGCCUCACCAAUCUUUCUUCCUCUUUCCCCCACCAUCGUAGACACCCACCAUGGUACCAGAUUCGGGCCCUCAUGGACCGGCCGACAAACAUCCGGAACAUGAGUGUCAUUGCCCAUGUCGACCACGGCAAGUCCACCCUCACCGAUUCGCUGGUGUCGAAGGCUGGUAUCAUUGCCGCCAAGAACGCUGGUGACAUGCGAUUCACGGAUACGAGAGACGACGAAAAAGAACGUGGAAUCACGAUCAAGUCGACGGCUAUCUCAAUGUACUUUGAAGUCGACAAGGAAGAGCUUCCCUCGAUUAAGCAAAAAACCGACGGCCCUGAGUUCCUUAUUAACCUGAUUGACAGCCCCGGCCACGUUGACUUCUCAUCGGAAGUCACUGCUGCACUCCGUGUCACUGACGGUGCUUUGGUCGUCGUCGACUGUGUUGAAGGUGUCUGCGUGCAGACUGAAACGGUCCUGCGACAAGCGCUCGGUGAGCGUAUCAAGCCUGUCGUCAUUAUCAACAAGGUGGACCGUGCCCUCCUCGAGCUCCAAGUCUCGAAAGAGGACUUGUACCAAUCAUUCUCGCGAACGAUCGAGAGCGUCAAUGUCAUUAUCUCCACAUAUCAUGACGUGGCUCUCGGUGACGUCCAGGUCUACCCCGACAAGGGUACCGUCGCUUUCGGUUCUGGUCUGCACGGAUGGGGAUUCACUCUUCGUCAAUUUGCGGCCCGCUAUGCCAAAAAGUUCGGUGUCGACAAGGAAAAGAUGAUGGGCAAGCUAUGGGGUGACAACUUCUUCAACACCAACACCCGCAAAUGGUCGACGAAGAGCACCGAUGCGGAUGGCAAGCCCCUUGACCGUGCUUUCAACACUUUCGUGCUUGACCCCAUCUUCAAAAUAUUCGAUGCUGUCAUGAACUUCAAAAAGGACGCGAUCGGCCCGAUGCUGGAGAAACUCGAUGUCAAGCUUGCAAAUGAUGAGCGUGACUUGGAGGGCAAAGCUCUGCUUAAGGCCAUCAUGCGUCGUUUCCUCCCUGCCGGUGACUCCCUUCUGGAAAUGAUUGUCAUCAAUCUUCCUUCCCCUGCCACCGCCCAGCGCUACCGUGUUGAGACUCUCUACGAGGGUCCCAUGGACGACGAGUCUGCCAUCGCCAUCCGUGACUGUGACCCCGCCGGCCCCCUUGUCCUUUACGUUUCCAAGAUGGUGCCGACCUCCGAUAAGGGUCGUUUCUACGCCUUCGGUCGUGUCUUCGCUGGUACUGUCCGCGCUGGCCCGAAAAUCCGUAUCCAGGGCCCCAACUACAUCCCCGGCAAGAAGGACGAUCUCUUUGUCAAGUCCAUCCAGCGUACCGUCCUCAUGAUGGGUCGUUACAUUGAGCCUCUCGAGGAUUGCCCUGCUGGAAACAUUGUCGGUCUCGUCGGUGUUGACCAGUUCUUGCUCAAAAGCGGUACUUUGACCACCUCAGAAACUGCCCACAACAUGAAGGUCAUGCGUUUCUCCGUGUCCCCUGUCGUGCAGGUUGCUGUCGAAGUCAAGAACGCCGCCGAUUUGCCCAAGCUCGUUGAAGGUCUCAAGCGUCUGUCCAAGUCUGAUCCUUGCGUCCAAACUUGGAUUAACGAGACCGGUGAACACAUCGUUGCUGGUGCUGGCGAGUUGCACUUGGAAAUUUGCUUGAAGGAUCUUGAGGAAGACCACGCUGGUGUCCCCCUCAAGCAAUCUGACCCCGUCGUGCCCUACCGCGAGUCCGUCAAGGCCGAAUCUUCUAUCGUUGCUCUGUCCAAGUCACAAAACAAGCACAACCGUCUCUAUGUCAAGGCUCUCCCCAUCGAGGAGGAGCUUACACAAGCGAUCGAGGCCGGCAAGAUCAGCUCUCGCGACGAUUUCAAGGCCCGUGCGCGUAUCAUGGCGGACGAGUUCGGUUGGGAUGUCACUGAUGCCCGUAAGAUUUGGGCUUUCGGUCCCGAUACGACCGGCCCCAAUCUGCUUGUGGAUGUCACCAAGGGUGUGCAGUACCUGAACGAAAUCAAGGACUCGUGUAUUGCUGCGCUCCAAUGGGCCACCAAGGAGGGUGUCUGUGCCGAGGAGAACAUGCGUGGUGUGAGGUUCAACUUGCUCGAUGUUACGCUCCAUGCCGAUGCUAUCCAUCGUGGAGGAGGACAAAUCAUUCCCACAUGUCGUCGUGCUUGCUAUGCUGCUUGCUUGCUUGCCACACCCGCUCUGCAAGAACCCAUCUACCUCGUCGAAAUUCAGUGCCCUGAGAAUGCCAUUGGUGGUAUCUACUCUUGCUUGAACAAGCGUCGUGGCCAAGUCUUCAGCGAAGAACAGCGUGUCGGCACGCCCAUGUUCACCGUCAAGGCCUACCUCCCUGUCAACGAGUCGUUCGGCUUCAACGGCGACUUGCGACAAGCCACCGGCGGACAGGCCUUCCCCCAGAGUGUGUUCGACCACUGGGAAGUCAUGGCUGGCUCGCCAUUGGACAAGGGCAGCAAGAUCGAGGAACUCGUUACCAAGAUGCGGACACGCAAGGGUCUCAAGCCCGAAAUCCCCGCUCUCGAUACGUACUACGACAAGCUCUAG